Molecule: messenger RNA, 3837 nt
Organism: Lytechinus pictus (painted urchin)
Lineage: Eukaryota; Metazoa; Echinodermata; Echinoidea; Temnopleuroida; Toxopneustidae
Exons: 2
Coding region: 462-1010 (182 amino acids)
Source: RefSeq, a predicted model, not a curated record
CUCCCUUUCUUAUCAUCAGCAAUAUCUUCCGAGAGCUGAUAUUAAAUGUGUGUGUAUUUGAGUUUUGUCAGACGUGUAUCAAUCAGAUAUGAUUAUUUACGUCUGGGACCGACCUUUAACGUCACCAUCCGAAAGACGUGACCAGGGCUCGAACCUCGAACCUCUGCAUCAAUUUGUAACUUCCCCACAGCUUGGAUUACAGGCGCACGCCACAACGCCUAGUUGUACGUCAUAUGCAUACAGACAUCUCUGAUAAAUUUAAUAAACGAGUCUAACGAGAGGUGUAGAAAAAGUUUCGAAGGCCGAUCAUCAACGCAACGCACAUGUACAAUGCGUCACGUCACUAUGGAUACGCACUAUACAGAUAGUGCAGAGCUAGAGAAGGGGGUAGCGCGCGAGCAACAGGUGUAUUUUUAUACCAGUCUGUUUUUGGCCAGGAAAAUCUAAAAAAUCUGUUCAAAAUGACGGCACAAUGUAUGGGGAACUUUGGAGCCCACAAAUGGCGUUAUCCAGAAUUUGUUGCUGAGCGAUAUGGCCGUUCAAAUAGAUCUGAGCCAGAAAGUCAACCCACUAAACAAGAUGAUGUUGCGAUCCAUGGGGUAAGCGAUCAGACCGUGUGGGUCAACAAGCGGUACAUCCCGACCGAUCUCCGCAGCACCGCCCCGGUACCUCGCCACAAGCUGCUAGCUCCACGUCGUCUGCCUCAGGCCGAGAGACACUGGGUGCCGUUGGGAGAGGCCUCUCUUCGACAGUUCUCAAGGGCAAUGGAAGAGAGAGAACUCUACGUUUCUCAACCGAGUUCGAGGUCUGAAGAUUGGUCUACCCUUCGACAAAUACUGCCAUCAAAAGGACUACCAUUAAGACAUAGCCCACCGAACUGGGGUACGGGCAGUGCCUAUGCCCCACCAAUGAUCGGAGCAAGACAAAGGCGGUUUCCUCAUAUAAACAGUCCAAUGACAAGAUAUGUGGAUGACAUGCAUACAACGCACAAACUUUUCAAGCUUCAUUAACUCUGGCAGGGUGCCCACUGGAAAGCCUGUAUCCCAAGAUGUUUCCAUGCUUGUUUCGAAGUCUUUCCAAACUGUGGCCAGUGUAAUCUCUGCAAUAAGGAAACAAACUGACAAAAGAGAAUUUCUGCUAUUUUGGUUUAUAUGACACCUAGAUAGAUCCUUGAUUUGAUUGGUUGUUUGAUAUCGUUCAUUCAGCCCAUUUUGCAAUGACGUCAUCAACCGUGCAAUUUUGGAUCCAUUCAUCGUGCAAUUUUGGAUCCAUACAAUUUUGUCCAUUGCACUCGGGCACAGAGACUGCAGCUGCUGGCACCAGCAGUGCACAUGUUGUAUGACAUAACAAUCAACAGACCGUACUCGCACUGCAUGAGCAUGUUUUGCAUUCAUGAAUUUCAUAUGAAAAAAAAAAUUAGGUGUCAUAUAAACCAAAUAAUGAAUGUUUUUUUUAUUCGUGCAAUGGACAUAAUACUUCAUUCGGUGAAAGAUGAAACAAUGAUCCAUUCAACUCGGCAACGCCUCAUUGAAUGGAUCAUUUCAUCUUUCACCUCAUGACGUAUUCUGUCCAUUGCACUCAUAAACAUUCAUUAUUUGUAUACUAUUGAACCAGAACAUAGAUAUAUGAAAAGAAUAUGAAUUCUUAUAAUCUUGAAGGUGAUGUUUUGAUUAUGACAAUAAAUUAUCAAUAAAAAAAUUGCAAAAUAGAGAAAUAUAUGUCUAUGAUAAAAAAAAGAAAGGUGUGUUUCAAUUAUCAAUUGUUUAAUCAGAAAUAAGAGGGUGGUUUUAAUUUUGAAUGAUACACUCAGAAAAAUGAAGAAUAAAACUAGAAAAAUGACUGGUGAUUUGAUUUGAUUGGUUAGCUAAAUAACAUUUAAAAAAGGAAUCCUUAUUUUAUUGAUUUAUAACUAAUUUUGCCAUUUAAAUAUGAACUAAUGAUAUAUGGAAAUGUUUUAAAAUGGCUGCCUGGUAAUUCACUGUAGACUAUAUAAUCAAAGAAUUUAUACAAAAUGUGUACUUUGGUUUUUGAGGGACUUACAAAUCAAUUUAUGAAUUCAUUACUGGCAGUGAACAUUGAACAUUUUCAUCCCAGUAUAGCUACUGUAUGAGCUGCCAAAGGGAUUACUACAUCAAUUAUCAGUACCAAGUGAUAUUGAAUGCAUUUAUUGCAUUAGGUCUAAAAAUUCAUUUUGCUAACUUAGCAAUAUAGUUCUUUGUAUUACCUGUUUUGCUGUAAAAAUUUACAUUCCGUCCAAUUUGAUAUUGUGUGUUGCCCGAGUUAAAACAGUAUUAUGGAUUAUUUAUAUUUCAUGAUCUAUGCAAUUUUAAAAGUAUCUUUCGAUUUACAUGUAUAUUAUUUUUUGUAUGCAAUUAACAAAUAUUUUAACCGUUGUAUAAAACAUGUACAUAUAUAUAAGAAAAAAAAUAGUUUCUUGACUCGAUAAUGAUCAAAAUAUUAAUCAGUAUGAGAAAACUACAAAUAAUACAAGAACAAGAGUUCUGCAAUUUUUUUUUUAUCUGUCUGUACCACAUUCGUUUUCGUUUGCAUGAUGUGUCAUGAAAAUUGACUUAUGCUUUGAGAAAAAUACAUGUAUGUUGUUGUUGGAAGAGUAAAUUUUAUCUAAAGCAAUAUUCUGGGAUUUACAAAAAAUAUUGUUAUAUGACUGAUGGUCCGCAUCGCUACAUUUAUUGAAUUAAAAAAUACUAGCUUUUAUUCUGUGCCAUGAUUUUUCCCCCAUUGAAUUUACUUUAGUAGAUACUUCAGUUUCUAUUAACAACUUUUUAUUUCUUUUUUCUUUUUCAGCAUAUAGAUUAAUAAUACAAAUAAAUUGCUAUAACGGUCCAUUCUAUCAUAAAUUUUUAGUUCUCUUAAAAGUAACUUAUGCACUUUUGCACACUGUACAGCAAUUAAUUUUUGUGAGAGGUUUUUUCUUGUCUCAUUGUUUUGUCUUGCCAAGUUUCACCACUGUUUGAUAUUGACUUGGUUGUGUUUUGCGUGCCAUACCAUAAUCAUUAGGAGUAGGUCUAUAUAUGUUUGCAUUAACACAAGAAAAUCAUGAAUAUGUUACAAUGUGUGCAGUAUACAAAUAAUUUGUGCUUCAAAUUUGAAAUAAUGAAUCUAAUGCAAUUAUUAUGAUUAAGCCACUCACAAAUGUAUUAGCAUUUUAUAAGCAAUGAUUAUCACUUUUAAUCAUUGUAUAACUUAGUCUAGAUAUGACCACUAAUGUGAGCAGAUCCGUUCCAGCAUUUUACUUUUUUGCCCUUGUAAAUGCUGGCUUUCAGUGCUAUGUAAAUUUUGUGCAGUAUUCACAUGAGCAGCCACUGAAUCAAAUAAACCUUUUAGCCUGAAUUCAUAACUGGUCUUGAAUUCAUAAGUUCCCCUUUUUUUAAAGCCAUGGUUUAUGCAUAUUUCAUGCAUUAAUGUUUAAUUUACAUGUAGCACAUGUAUUUAGAAAGGGGUAACUUAAUGGUGAAGGCAAGCAUUUGCCACAGGACGCUAAAUUCACAAGUCUUGCUAUAGUUUUAAGAAUCAACAAGCCCGCAGUUUUUAAUGAAUGAUUCCACUGUUUGUUUCAUUUAAUUCACAAUAGUGGAUUCAUAUAGCAACCAGUAUGAUUUGUGCGCUGUGGCAAAAUUUUGCAUCCUUUAUUUUACCCUUCCUAAUGCAUGAAAUCUGUAUAUACCACAGUUUGAAAUCACAGAUUCAAAACUACCUUUGUGUGUUUGGGCCAAUAAUUUUCACAAUUCUAUGCAUGUUUUAUGUCACUUUGCUGCAUGCAUUUCACUGCAGUAAUUGUACCAGUAUUAAAUACUAUUUCUUUUUAUGUUGCCUCUA